AUGCCUGGCGACCCAACAAUAUACUACAGCGCCGACUCCAUAGUUUCUGAAGACCCAAGCGAUGCGCUGAAUUUCCCGGUCGAAUUUCUCAACAAGCAGACUCCAUCAGGAAUGGCACCACAUGCGUUAGUUCUGAAGAAGGGUGUAAUCAUCAUGCUGCUUAGAAAUAUGAACCCCAAAAAAGGACUCUGCAAUGGUACGAGAUUGAUUGUCAAAGAUCUACAUCGUAAUUUCAUCGUCGCGGAGAUAAUGUCAGAAUGCAAUAAAGGAGAUACGGUAUUCAUUCCAAGAAUAGACUUAGCCCCUUCCGACACAACUCUUCCGUUCAUUUUAAAACGAAGACAGUUCCCCGUAAUCCCUGCUUUUGCAAUAACAAUUAAUAAGUCCCAGGGACAAUCCUAUGAUUACGUCGGAAUAAACCUCAAAACACCAGUAUUCUCCCAUGGACAGUUAUACGUCGCAUUGUCUAGGAGUAAAAACCCAAACAAUAUAAAACUGUUCCUGCACAAACAUCCGCAACAAGGAAACUUGCUUCUCGAUGAGGUUAAAUAUACUCGCAAUAUAGUUUUUAAAGAAGUUUUUCAAUCUUAA
This is a messenger RNA of Folsomia candida, 591 nucleotides long. RefSeq names its product ATP-dependent DNA helicase PIF1-like. The transcript has a single exon. The record is from RefSeq and is a predicted model, not a curated record. The coding region runs from base 1 to 591 and encodes 196 amino acids. Lineage: Eukaryota; Metazoa; Arthropoda; Collembola; Entomobryomorpha; Isotomidae.